ACAUCACAGUUACGAAAUUUACCGGCUGAGCCUACAAAAUUAUACAAAACAAAGGCGUUCAUCUUCUCCUGUUUAAUUGUCUACUGUACAACAAGAAAUGGCUGAUGCAAUUAUGAAGUUUGGGGUAGAGCCAUGGAACUUUGCAGAACUCGUUGAAGCCUUCAAACAGGCCCCGCUCUAUCACUUGGCAUUUGAGGUAAUUCUUGUUGUCUUCAUCAUCCGCCUGAUCUUCUCAAAAAGCUACUCAAUUGAGUCAACCGUCAAGCUGACAGAAGCAGAAAGAGAACAGCUCGUCCAGGAGUGGGAACCAGAACCCCUAGUCCCACCAGUAGACCCAAACCAUCCGGCGCUCCACUAUAAAGUCAUUACCAAGCAAGGCAACAACAAGCUUGUUGUGGAUGGCAAGGAAGGCAUUAAUGUUGGGACAUUCAACUUCUUAGGAAUGCUGGGAAGAAAAGAAACAGAGGAUGCAGCGAUACAGACUAUGAGGAAAUAUGGAGUGGGUACUUGUGGGCCAAGAGGGUUCUUUGGGACUAUGGAUGUUCAUCUUAACUUUGAAGAGAAGAUGGCUAAACACAUGGGGGUAGAGGAGGCCAUCUUGUAUUCCUAUGGCUUCUCAACCAUUGCCAGUGCCAUCCCGGCUUAUGCCAAGAAGGGCGAUCUUGUCUUCUGUGAUGAAGGGGUGAGCUUUGCUAUUCAGAUGGGCCUCUUAGCAUCUCGCAGCAAGCUCAAAUUCUUUAAGCAUAACAACAUGGCCGAUCUAGAGAGACUCUUACAAGAGCAAGCUGUAGAAGACAAGAAGAAUCCUAAGAAAGCUAAAGUGAUGAGGAAAUUCAUCGUAGUAGAAGGGCUGUAUGUCAACCAUGGAACCAUUGUUGAUGUUGAGAAACUGAUUGAAUUGAAGUACAAGUACAAGGUGCGUGUCUUCAUGGAUGAGUCCAUGUCUUUCUUUGUACUUGGAAAGACAGGUCGUGGAGUCACAGAGCAUGCAGGUGUUGAUAUAACCGACAUUGAUCUAAUUUCAGUUUCAAUGGAAGCAGCCCUCGGUACUAUGGGAGGGUUUUGUCUUGGUACCAGAUACGUUGUUGAUCACCAGCGUCUGUCUGGGCUUGGCUACUGUUUCUCGGCCUCUCUACCUCCCAUGCUCGCUUCGGCAGCCAGCAUGGCAGUAGAUAUUACACAGAAAGAGACUGAUAUUUUCCAGAAGUUGAGGUCAAAUAAUGAAUUUAUUCAUGUACAGCUUUCAGGGUUGCCUGGUUACCGGUUGGAUGGUGACCCCAUCUCACCCAUCAAGCAUCUCAGGUUGGAGGAGACCAGUGGAGAUUGGCAGAAAGACCAAGCAUUCCUGGAAAAGAUUGUCGUCAGGGCAUUAGAUGAAGGUGUGGUGCUUACUGUCGCCAGGUAUCUAGAGGAAGAAGAAGCUUUCCUACCACCACCAAGCAUACGCAUUGCAGUCAACGUGACGCUGACCGAGGACCAGCUAACCAAGAUUACAUCAGUCAUCAGAAUCUUGGCGGCAGCAGUUCUCAGGGAGAAGUCAGAGGGAGAAUAGAGACUCAAUAAUAGAGAUAGAGGGAUAGAGACAGGUAGAGAGAGAGAGAUAUGGCAAGAUAGAUAUAUACAUGUACACAAAGAGAUACGGAGAGUGAUAGAGAGAGAGAGAGAGAGCAGGAGAAAAGGAAGGGAAGGGAAGGGAAGGGAGGGGAGUAUUCAGAGGUAGAGGGAUAGAAACAUGAAAGAGAGGUAGAUGGAUAGAGAGAAAACAUGUUAGUCCUUCUUCCAGUCCCAUGCACAUCAAAUUAUGUGUGCCUUUUGUUGUUGGCUAAGCAAUUGAAUUAUUGAUUAGCUUUGCUAAGCUUUCUUUUGUUCAUAAAGAGGUUGAACAUUACCAUGAAAACCUGGAUCUUUCACCUGAAGGCAUUAUGUUUGUUGACAUUCAAUUUAAUAGUUUCAUUCAUUCGUUCCUGACCUUUACCUUUGCUUAUUUGCAUCAUAUAAUAUCUCAGAUUUAAACAAAAAAUGAAAAUCUGAUUUCAUGUGCAAUAUCAUAAGCUUGAGGAAACCAAUAAAUAUUCUAAAAAAGAAUAAAACUCCGAUAAUACCAAACAACAACAACAACACACUAUCGAGUGGUCACAUUUCCCUGUGUCUGUCCGGGUCCUCCAUACCGCUAAGUUCACUCUGAGAUCUCGCACAUGGUCGCGUUAAACACAGAACCCUAUGAAGAAAUCCCAAUUCCUUGCCUGACAACCCUUUAACCUUUGCAUCCCCUGCCAAUGGGGAACUUUGUAUUUGAGUGGUGAAGUCUGUGUAAGCUAAUAAAAAAUGUCAAAGAAUGGUGUAUGUGUGAUCAAUUUAUCGCAGCUUUUAAAAUUUGACUGUCAUUUUAGAAUAAAUUGGUAACAUUUUACAUGUCAUGUGUGUACACCAUUAAUUUCUUAAUCGGAUUAUGUAUUAUCAGCGACCGAUUGUGAGUUCACAGUGUGACCUUUGACGUUGGGAAAGGGCUAUACAAAAGACAGGGAUGCGUGACCACUCCAUAUUGUGUAGUUUGCUCAAGGUAAUGAUAUACCUACCAGUGAUGAGUAAUUCAUGCCUCCCAACCUUUCAUGUCAUUCUUGUCUCUCCCAAAUCAUUGAAAAUGUAUUUUUGUGCAAGUAAUGAAGGUAGUUGAUUAAGGAAUGCAAAAACUGUGUGGCAUUCCGAUACUGAUUUUUUAAUUUAUUUUGAUAAAUGAAACAGAGGGAUUGUGUAUGCAAUGUAUUAGUAAUCUAGCACUACCCUUAUUUAUUCAACAGGCCUUAUUAUACGGUGGUAAUAUUGAGUUUGCAAUUAAGGUGUCCAUGUAUUCUAUGAUCUUCAAUUCAAAAAGAUUAAUUUAAUAUCAUUAACAUGUCA
Messenger RNA from Strongylocentrotus purpuratus (purple sea urchin), 2898 nucleotides. It is a transcript of the gene sptlc1, whose product is annotated as serine palmitoyltransferase 1. The record is from RefSeq and is a predicted model, not a curated record. The coding region runs from base 98 to 1552 and encodes 484 amino acids. Gene Ontology annotation, cellular component: endoplasmic reticulum. Gene Ontology annotation, biological process: ceramide biosynthetic process; sphingosine biosynthetic process. NCBI's taxonomy places the organism in Eukaryota, Metazoa, Echinodermata, Echinoidea, Camarodonta, Strongylocentrotidae. The transcript is spliced from 14 exons. Gene Ontology annotation, molecular function: pyridoxal phosphate binding; serine C-palmitoyltransferase activity.